UUAGUUGCAUAAAAAGUAGAAAUUACUAGGUAUAGUUAUCAAUGGACACUGUUAAAGAAAUAAGAAAGCUUCUUUCAAGUUUGAAAAAGAAUUUUCAAUGCACAAUAUGUUUAGACUUCCUCUCUCAGCCAGUUUCUACUAAAUGCAAUCAUCAAUUUUGUAGUGGUUGUUUACAAGACUUUAUUAAAAGCACUGUAAAAGGCAAUAAGCCUUGUUGUCCAUUGUGUAAAAGUGAUCUAGGUACUAAAAGAAGUUUAAAUCCUAAUCCAGAAUUGUCAAAGAUAAUUGCAGCAGUAAAAGAUGUUUGUAAUGCAGCAGAUAAAGAUUGCACAAAUUUAGAUGUAUCACCCCUUCUUUCACAAACUCACAAAAAAUUUUCAGCUAAAAAGGGUAUAACUAUUACUAAAAGUUAUAAAAAAAGUCUUGAAUUCACAAGCACAACCUCUAAAAAUAUCAUUAUUAAAUCAGAUAAACCAGACCAUAUCAUUGAACCAGAUGACAUUGAACCAGAUAAACCAGAUGACAUUGAACCAGAUAACUAUUUUAUCGAAUCAGAGAAAACAAACAAGCACAACAAAUGCAGUAGGUUGAAUAAUAAAGAGAAAAGAAGGAAAAAAAUUAAAAGUUCUUCUGAUUCUUCGGGUUCAUUAGAAUAUGAGUUUCAAAAUAUUUCUGAUCAAAAUUCUUUUAAAAGAAGAAGAAUAAUUUCUGCUUCAAACAAUAAUGAUGCUAUAAUUGUUGCUUCAGUAACCUCAGAAAAUCCUUUAGUACCAAUUUCUAAUAAAGCAUCUUUAAAUGAUAACGAUGAAAAACUUGUGGAACAUAUUCCAAAAAAAGAUUUUGAAUAUCUUAACUGUAAUGAAAGUUCUGAAUAUUUAAAAAAUUUAUUUCUUGAAGAUUCCACUUCUAACACAAUUAAUCAUCCUCUGAAUUAUGAAUCUGUUCAAACUGAUUUGAACCUAAUAGACGAUGAUGCAACUGAGGUUGAGUCAUCACAACCAAUUAGUGACGAUCUUAAAGAAACUUCUAUAUUAAGACAAACACAACUUUCUUGCAGCAAAGAGAUUUCUUCAUACAGUUACGCAAAAAUUGAUUCUGAAUUUACUGAAGCGUAUCAGGUGACUGAUAACACAGUUAGAUGCAAUUUACCUAAAAGCAAACAAAAUGUCUUAACUCCUAGUGAUUCUAUACUUUGUGCUAAUGAAGAUUUUGGUGAAAUUUCAAGUCAAAAAGUUCAUAGUCCAAAAACAGAAAUACCAGUCAAGACAAUAGAAAAACAAUGUGAAAAUGUUUUAAUUAAUGGUACAGCAAAAAGUGAUAAAAAUAGCUUGCUACUUAAUGUAUUAUUUGAUAACGAUUUAAGUUUGAAAAAAAGAAUUCUAACAGAAAAUAAUUCUAUUAGCUUGCCAACCAAUUUACCUAAUAGCCCUGUUUCGAGUUUUCAAAACUCUUUAGUAACCAAUUUUAGUUUUUUUUUGACAAAAAUUGAAAGUCCAAACAAAGACAAAACUCUCUUAGGAAAUCGUUCCUUUAGUAAAAUUGAUUUGUCAACUCGUAAAAACUGGCAUCCACUACAAUUACCUGAAAAAAUAGUUGAAUCGAAUGAAAAUAAAUCCAUUAACAACAAUUUGCUUAAAACCUUAGAUUCUUUUGAAAAUUUGAAAUGUGAUAACAAACAAAGUGAAAAAAAGCACUUCGAAAGUAAAUGUAGUGACAAUGAUCGUGUCAAGGAUUUUGAUCAUGGUAACAAAAGCAAUAGCCAAGAAAAUUUGUUUAAAAUUUCAAACUCAACUCAGGAAAGUUGUUUAUCUGGUGGAGAAAACUACUUACGAAAAAGAAAAAGAAAGAAAAGAAAAAUUUAUUCAAAAGAAAAUUUAGAACCUGAAAGUUUUGAAUACGAACAUUCUUUAGCUGCAAGCAAUUUUCUCCACAAUGAAAAUUUAGAUCAUAACAAAAAAGAAAACUCUGUUGUUGAAAAGGAGUUAUCAGUUCAAAAUAUGUAUAGUGAAGAACUAAUACCUCCCACUCCAAACAUGUGGCAAUGUGGCAUGCAAUAUAAAAGUGAAAUGAUAUUACAAACAGUUCAGUGUGAAACAAUGGUAACUGAAGUUGAAAAUGAUAAUGCAGAAUCUCUAAAUAUGAAGGUAGAGAACCAAUUUCCUAAUUCUUUUCCACAGGUAUCUAGCCAGUUAUUGCUAGAUCAAAUUAAACAAUCAAAAAAAUUGGAAAUACCAAUAAAUAAUGAACAAUCUGAUAUAACACUUGCUAUAGAAGAAAACGUAUCAAAGCUUUCAAAUAAACAUGAAGAUAAAUUAGUGGAUAGCAUAAAAGUUGAGACAUCAUUUGAAAAUGUAUCACCUAAACUAAAUAAUGAAUUAUAUAAAAAAGACAGUUUUCAAAAUGAACCAUCAGAUAAAAACUCACUGAGCAAGUAUUUACAAGUUUUUGAAAAAGAUUCGAAUCUACAUGCUCUGAAAGAUUCAUGUAUUAUCGGAAUCGAAAAUAAUUCAGUUGCUGAAAGUGCGGGCACAAUUCAUUCUUCUGAUGAAAUCUUAAAUUCUCCUAAUGCUAAAUGUUUACAGCAACGAGAAAAUUUUUUAAUUAACGAUGAUAUGUUUUGCUAUGACGACAUAGAUGUAUAUACAAAUGAAAAGAAAAAUAUAUUUUCUAGCAAAGCAAAAGAAAGCAAUGGUAGCCUAGGUAAUGAUGGUGUCGAAAAAAUUUAUGCCUCUGAUCGUUUUUUAAGUUGUAGUGAAGAAAAAAAUAUUGAAAAGUGCGAAGAAAUAUACACUUAUAAAAAUACUAACUAUGAAGUUAUUAACUUUUUAGAAAAGCAGUUUAAUGAACCAAAUGCAAAUGAGGCCAAUGACUUAAUUGAUUUUAAUAUAAGUGGAAGAAAUUUUUCUAAUGAUAAAUCCAUUAUAACUGAAGAUAAAAAGACAAUUGAUUUAGUGACAUCUGAUAUUGAUAAAAAUGUUUUACAUGUUGAACAGUUGCAUUCUCCCUACAAUUUAGUGGAUGACAAGCAGCAGAAUGUUGAAGAAAAUCUUGUAAUAAAAAAGAGAAAACGAUCUUUUUCAAAGAAGGAUAUAAAGAGCAUGGAAGAACUACUUAAUGACUCAGAUGAAGAAAUUAAUGAAAAAAAGCAAUCUUGUCACUCAAGAAUAUCUAAAAAUAAAUCUUUAAUUGAAAACAAAUCGAAUGAACAAGUCAAAUUGAACAAGUCAGAACGCAAAAGAGCAAAGCAACGCUUAAAAAAAAAAAAAUUGCUUAAACAACUAAAACUGCUGUUUACUAAAAUUAUAGUUGCCAGUAGUAGUUCUUCCAGUGAUAGUGAGGAAAAUGAUAAUGACGAUGAAGAUAUACGUUCUUUGGGAAGAAAAGUAGUAACACCCAAAAAAAAUCUUGAAGAGAAGAAUUUGCCAUUUUCUCCAUUACCACCAUUGUCACCCUCACCAUCUUCGCCACCAAAAUCUUUAAUAAAAUCUAAAAAAGUAUCUUCUUAUAUUGAUAAUUUGAAACAAAAGCUGUUAGCCAAACCUGAAGAUUUGGAUGAAAAUUGCAAUACAACAUUUUAUAUCAAUUCGCCACAUGUUACCGAAGAUAUGGUAAAAACGAUUUAUAAAAAAUCGCUACAUGCUACCGAAGAUGUGGUAAAAACAGUUUAUAAAAAAUCACCACAUGCUACCGAAGAUGUGGUAAAAACAAUUUAUAAAAAAUUACCACAUGCUACCGAAGAUGUGGUAAAAACAAUUAUUAAAAAAUCACCACAUGCUACCGAAGAUGUGGUAAAAACAAUUUAUAAAAAAUCACCACAUGCUUCCGAAGAUGUAGUAAAAACAGUUUAUAAAAAAUCACCACAUAAUACUGAAGAUAUGAUAGAAACAUUUUGUAAAAAAUCUAAUUCUACAGAUGUUGCGGAAAAAAAUCAUGAUUGUAUAUCUCCUUUAGACAAUAUGAAAUCUUUAUUUAGUUCUACAAAAGAUCAAUCUAAUAUGGAUAUUACCAAAACAACUUUUGUAGAAAAAGGUAAUAAAAAACAACUUUCAGAAAAUAAAUCUAUGGAAAGUAUUAACACAACUUAUUUACAAGAGGGAAAUAAUAUGAAAAACGUUAUUGUAAAAGACUUAUCACCAAACACACCUUUAAGAAAUAAGAUAAUGCCAGUCUAUCAAUCUACAACACUAAGAGAAUGUACUUUAGGCAAAAUUCCAAAGAUUGAUUCUGUGCAUCCUCCCAAAAAAUUGUCUACAUUUAUGCAACAAAAUCCAGAUGAUCUUCAAAAAUCAGAAUACCGCACUCAUAUUAAUAAUUCUUCAACAAACCAAUUUUUCACACCAACUGAUUCUACUAAACCUUCUUUGACUGACAUAAGUUUAAAGGAAUUGUCUUUAACAAAUAACAACAAUAUUCAAGAGUUAAAAUCUCCAUGUAUCAUGAUAUCUCGUUUGACCAAGAAACAAACAAGUUUGUGCGAUUUACUAUGCCAAAAACUAAAAGCAAAAAUAAAUCAAAAUUUUAGUGAUGAUGUUACUCAUCUGGUGAUUGGCACUGAUGAAAACAAUUAUAUAUUUAAGACAUCAUACACUUUUAAGUAUUUGAUGGCAUUAGUGUCUGGUAUAUGGAUUGUUAGCUUCCAUUGGGUUAUUCAGUGUCUUAAAAAUUCCAAGUUUGUAGAGGAGGAUUCAUUUGAAGUGAAGGGUGACCCAAGUGAUGGCCAUGAAGAAAUUCCUGCUCAAUAUCGAAUAGCUGCUACAAAUAGGAAAAAUCUUUUAUCUGGAUAUUGUAUUUGGGUUCAGGGAACAUUUCAAAGGAGUCCUAUAAAAAAAGAUCAAUUGGUAAUGCUGAUAAAAAAACUUGGUGCUGAAGUUGUAUUUACUUUAGAUGAAGAUGAUAAAUAUAUUCGACAUAUCAAGAUUACAAUGGUAACAGACAAUUUGUCAGAGAUCACAACCCUUGAAAACAGUUUAAUGGUAAAGUAUGGAUUGAAACCCAUUCAUCCUGAGUGGCUGGUUCAGUCAGUAAUUAACUUUCGAAUAGCAAAUGAAAACGAUUGGAUUGUACAAGAUUAGAGUGAAAAUAAUUGGAUAGUAAAAAAUAAAAAAAACAGAUGAAAUCAGUUGGGUAGUAGAAAUCUGAUGACAAUUGAUUGAAGAAUAUUGUAUUAUUCCAUAUUGAAAAAGACUUAUUUUUACUUUUGUGCCUUCAAUUGUUUGAAAGUUAAAAAACAGUGUUUGU
Hydra vulgaris (swiftwater hydra) is the source of this 5238-nucleotide messenger RNA. RefSeq names its product breast cancer type 1 susceptibility protein homolog. Lineage: Eukaryota; Metazoa; Cnidaria; Hydrozoa; Anthoathecata; Hydridae. Gene Ontology annotation, biological process: double-strand break repair via homologous recombination; positive regulation of transcription by RNA polymerase II; negative regulation of fatty acid biosynthetic process. The record is from RefSeq and is a predicted model, not a curated record. Gene Ontology annotation, cellular component: plasma membrane; BRCA1-A complex; BRCA1-BARD1 complex. Gene Ontology annotation, molecular function: ubiquitin-protein transferase activity; metal ion binding.